AGAACAUGUCCUUCUGCACAUGACCAUCAAGACAAUUUCAGCAAGGAACUGAGCCUCCAGGCUGACUAUAGCAAAUUCAGCAGUUAGGUUUCUGCCAGUGAAUCAGUCUGCUAGAGGAGACGGACCAGGAACUGCGGCAGAAGACACAAGCAAGGCAGUCAAAGCAGAGCCCCAAGAUGUGGUGCCUCCUCCUGCUGCUCUGCUCCCAAGGAAUUGCCUUCUCGGCAGGAUCCACAACAUCCUCCACUCUGACUUCAGACAAAAGCCAGUACACCAAGAACCGCAACCCUGAAUCCUUCAUGAAUGUGAGUGAAAUGAUCAGGUAUCAUGGAUACCCCAGCGAGGAGUAUCAAGUCACCACAGAGGAUGGAUACAUUCUUGGUGUUUUCAGAAUUCCUGCUGGGAGGAACAGCCAAAAUACAGGCGAAAAGCCUGCAGUCUUUCUACAGCACGCUUUUCUAGGAGAUGCUACCCAUUGGAUUUCUAACCUGCCCAACAACAGCCUGGGCUUCCUCCUCGCAGAUGCCGGCUAUGACGUCUGGUUGGGAAACAGUCGAGGGAACACCUGGUCUUUGAAACACCAGACCCUUCAGCCCUGCCAGAAAGAGUUCUGGCAGUUCAGCUUCGAUGAAAUGGGUAAAUACGAUAUUCCAGCAGAGCUGUAUUUCAUCAUGAAUAAAACGGGACAGGAGGAUGUAUACUAUGUUGGUCACUCCGAAGGCACAACUGCAGGCUUCAUAGCAUUUUCUACAUACCCUGAGCUUGCUAAGCGGGUGAAAAUAUUCUGUGCUUUGGGCCCAGUAAUCACAUGCUCACAUGCUACAAGCCCUUUAAUUAAGAUAGCAAAGGUUCCUGAGCCACUUAUCAGGUUUGCAUUAGGCAGCAAAGGAGCCAUGCACCAAAUUGGAUUUCUGAAAGGACCUGUGACACAGUUAUGUGCAAGCCUGGAUAAGUUUUGUGGCCAUGUGCUCUGUAACAUAGCUGGAGGCAACAUAAAAAAUUUGAACACGAGUCGAAUAGAUACAUACGUAGGACAUUCGCCUGCUGGAACGUCAGUGCAGAACAUUCUUCACUGGCGUCAGAUUUCAUAUGCAGGCCAAUUUCAAGCUUAUGACUAUGGCUCUAAGGAAAACAUUAGGAAAUACAACCAGUCCACUCCUCCUGUGUACAAGAUAGAGAAGAUAAACAUUCCAACUGCUGUCUGGAGCGGGGGAGAGGACAAAUUUGCAGAUCCAAAAGACAUGGCCAAGCUACUUCCUCAGAUUACUAAUCUCAUUUACCAUGACCAUUUUCCUGCCUGGGGACACCUCGAUUUCAUCUGGGGCCUUGAUGCAACGGAGAAAAUGUAUGAGAAAAUCAUUGAAAUAAUGACAAAAUAUUUUUGAAACCACAUGCACAGUGUCAGUUCGCUCAGUAAAACCUCAGGCAUUGGGCAGUAACGGUGAUAAAUGCACAGACACAUACAAUGGACACCAGACUAGGUAUUUCUCUGCACUUGUUUUUUUCCUCCUUACCUCACGUUUUGAGGUUUUACAUGGUCUUACUGUGACUGCUGUCUUCCUCAGAAAUUUGAGGUGUACAGAAGUGAAAGUUGGAGGUAUGAGUAGAUAUGAACACACACUGCAGGGAUCACUUAAUUUGAUCUGCUUUUCUUUAUACGAGACUGAUUUUCCUUAUAAUACACUCCAUUGAUCUUCUGUCUAUCUCAUGUACCCCAGGGUAUUCCUAUGCCAAAUCUGUGUCUCUCCAUGAAGAAUCCCUGGUGGGAUUUUCCCAUUUCUCUGUUGUAGUAUCAUUGACCUUAGUUUAAAUUAAAUAAU
This is a messenger RNA of Apus apus (common swift), 1820 nucleotides long. Its product is annotated as lysosomal acid lipase/cholesteryl ester hydrolase-like. The record is from RefSeq and is a predicted model, not a curated record. Bases 177 to 1385 code for a protein of 402 amino acids. Gene Ontology annotation, molecular function: hydrolase activity, acting on ester bonds. NCBI's taxonomy places the organism in Eukaryota, Metazoa, Chordata, Aves, Apodiformes, Apodidae. The transcript has 11 exons. Gene Ontology annotation, biological process: lipid metabolic process.